AUGGCCCCAAUCACCUUCUACGACAUCGCCCUCCGCCCCCCGGUAGAGAAAACUGCUUGUUCUCCAAACCCCUGGAAAACCCGCUACGCUCUCAAUUUCAAACAAACCGCCUACAAAACAACUUGGGUGCCCCUGGGCGAGAUCAGCACCGUCCGCGGCGCUUUCAACAUCCCCGCGUCGCGCACAUUCGCCGAUGGAUCCCCUUAUCAGACCCUACCCAUGAUCUCCGAUCCAGCAACUGGACGUGUAGUGGGUGAUUCGUUUGAGAUAGCAGUAUACCUCCAGGAACAAUACCCGUCCUCGGGAGCCGGAGAUUUGUUCCCUGUGCAGGAGCUGGAGUACAAAUUCGGGCAAGUCUUGAAUCUGCCCGCGCCGAUCGCGGAAACGAAAGUCGCCGAUGGACAUGUGACGGCGUACGUGAAGUUCAACACGAAUGUCGAUGCUGCUUUUAGCGCGCAUGCGCAGCUAGUGCUGGAGGGGUUCCCGUUUGAUCCUGCGACUGCGGAGAAAGAUAAGGCGGAGUUCUCGCGUCGGUCGGGAGUGCCGUGGGAUUCUUUGGAAAUCAGUGAGGAGAAGAGGAAGGAGGUGGUGAAGGAGUUUGAGGACGAUCUGGCGGGGCUUGCGGAGUUAUUUUCGAGAGACGCGAGUGGGCCGUUUUUGAGGGGAAGUCGAGCUUGUUAUGCGGAUUUCAUUGUCGGGGGUUGGUUGCGCAUGUAUUGGGGCAUGUUGCGGGCGGAGGAGUGGAAAGCGAUGACGGGGUGGCAUAAUGGUGUGUUUGGAAAGUUACAUGAGGCUCUAGAGGUGUUUGCGCAGUUGGACUAG
Messenger RNA from Penicillium maclennaniae, 822 nucleotides. RefSeq lists its product as uncharacterized. The coding region runs from base 1 to 822 and encodes 273 amino acids. NCBI's taxonomy places the organism in Eukaryota, Fungi, Ascomycota, Eurotiomycetes, Eurotiales, Aspergillaceae. The transcript has a single exon. The record is from RefSeq and is a predicted model, not a curated record.